This is a messenger RNA of Carcharodon carcharias (great white shark), 519 nucleotides long. RefSeq names its product ninjurin-2-like. Gene Ontology annotation, biological process: tissue regeneration; cell adhesion. Lineage: Eukaryota; Metazoa; Chordata; Chondrichthyes; Lamniformes; Lamnidae. The transcript has 4 exons. The record is from RefSeq and is a predicted model, not a curated record. The coding region runs from base 1 to 519 and encodes 172 amino acids. Gene Ontology annotation, cellular component: membrane.
AUGAGCACCUUAAUUUGGAGAAAUAUGCACCGUAAUUCCCCUUAUGAUGGCAGUGAUGUAUCCACUGAUGAGGAGCCUCUCUUUCGGCAAAACUCCAAUGAAGAAAACAGAAUAAAUGUAAUAAGGAACAUCAACACAUAUGCCAGAACAAAGACCAUUGCUCAGGGCUUUCUAGAUAUAGCCCUAUUUACUGCAAACGCAUCACAGAUGAAACACCUCCUGCAACAAGGCCCAGGAAUACAGUUUUACUAUUUCCUAUUUGUUCUGUUGUGCAUCUCCAUCAUACUUCAGUUGAUUGUUGCAGCCCUGUUAAUUUAUAAAGGAUCAAAGAACAUAGAAUGUGAUGAUCCUGAACGCAGGCUCAGUGACAGAGUACAUCUGCUGAAUAAUAUUGUAACCGGUUUGAUCCUGGUGAUCACAGCUGUCAAUGUUUUCAUCACUUCCUUCUGGUUCAGUCCUCCCCACACCACGCCAGAGGAGCAGCACCUCAGCCCAGUUGCCACCUGCACUAACUGUUGA